Oryza sativa Japonica Group (Japanese rice) is the source of this 1719-nucleotide messenger RNA. RefSeq lists its product as uncharacterized. NCBI's taxonomy places the organism in Eukaryota, Viridiplantae, Streptophyta, Magnoliopsida, Poales, Poaceae. Gene Ontology annotation, molecular function: protein binding. The record is from RefSeq and is a predicted model, not a curated record.
UCCUCUUCCGUCAAAAUUCGAACCCACGCCCCACUCCUCUCCCCUUCUUCUCCACUCCAACCCCAAAAUCCUACCAACCCUCUCUCCGCUCCCCCACCACCCCACCAGCCAGCUCGCCGCCGGCCAUGGCGUCAGCUUUCUUCAACGGAGCCAUGUACGCCGGUGGAUGGAUGCAGCACAUGCUCUUCGAGGCGGCUCACAACGGCGACCUCGACCUCGUCAGGGGGAUGGCGAUGCUGCUGGUUGAAGGGAGGGGGCGGCUCGGGGAGGCGGUGCAGGCGGCGAGGCUGCGGGGGACGGGGCCGUUGGACGGGAUGGGGGCGCUGCACAUCGCCGCCAGCAAAGGGAGGCUGGAGGUGUGCCGCUACCUCGUCGAGGAGCUGCGGCUGGACGUGGAUGACACUGACCAGGAAGGUAGGACUCCUCUGAUUAUUGCAAUAGUCUUCAAUCAUGUAAGCACUGUCGAGUAUCUUCUUGAUCGUGGUGCCGACGCAAACAAAGCCAGCCAUAACGGCCUCACCCCUAUACAUUUCGCCAUUUGUUUAGGAGAAUGUGGAAUGGUACAGCUAUUACUUGCAAAAGGAGCUUGUGUGGACCCAGUAGCUUACUGUGGGACACCACUUCAUGUUGCUGCUACUGAAGGGCGAGAUGGUGCUAUGAAGAUUUUAUUGGACCACAAUGCAGAUUUUAACAAGAUGGUAGAUGGUCUGACACCUCUUGAUACUGCUAUGGAUUCUGGUGAAUUAAAAUGCAUAAAUCUCCUGAUUAAGGUUGGUGCUGUUGUCAGUGAAGAUCGCAUGUUAACUGCUGAAAACAGUGGUUCUACAGAGUGCUUCAAUUACUUAAUGGAAGAGACUGGUGCCAACUGUAACAUUUCUGAUAAUGGUGAGCCUGUCAAUAAAAGGAAAGCAACAGAUUUAAAGUCACUGGGUAAUAAGGCUGUCGAGAAAAAGGAUUAUCUAUCUGCAACAGGAUUCUACAGUAAGGCACUGUACCUUUACCCUGAUGAUGCUACCUUGUUCUCAAAUAGGAGCCUUUGCUGGCAUCGCAUGGGUGAUGGAGGCAAGGCUUUGCUGGAUGCUCAUGAAUGUAGGAAGUUGCGGUCUGACUGGCCAAAGGCCUACUACCGGCUGGGUGCUGCUCUGAUGUUACUGAAGGACUAUGAGAGUGCUUGCGAAGCACUUUACAAUGGAUUCAAGUUGGAUCCAGGGAACUCUGAGAUUGAGGAUGCAUUUCGGGAAGCUCUGGAGUCCUUGAAGACAUCUGCAAGCACGGAGGCUAGGUGAAACAUCAUGGGUGUUGCAAAGGGGGGCAAAGAGUUCUGGUCCUCCUCCACGUUGUCCACAGGCGUCUCACCUUUUGCACAGAAGAGCCUUUAGUUCGCUGAAUCCACAGGUUUUGCGUUAUCAGCUUUUGCACAGAGACUUCGAUACCCAGAAUGGGCUAUCUCCUUUUUUUUCUUUAUCUUUUUUUUCUUUCUUUUUUUUUUUGUGUAAGUCGAGCUAAGUAGCCAACGGGUGGACGACUGCUGAACAUCACGGUGUUUCAAGUCCAUAACUCUGACGAGCAUUACGAAGUUAAUCUUGUGCCCUGGGGUUAGCAUCUGGAAAAUAUUCGAAUUGGUAGCUGGAAUGUAUGAAUACCAGAGAUGUACUGGAUGUUCUUAUGACAAUUUUAUUUAAGACUGAAUGUUCUUAUGACAUGUUUGAGUUGAUAAAA